Messenger RNA from Halichondria panicea, 1208 nucleotides. Its product is annotated as scavenger receptor cysteine-rich domain superfamily protein-like. The record is from RefSeq and is a predicted model, not a curated record. Lineage: Eukaryota; Metazoa; Porifera; Demospongiae; Suberitida; Halichondriidae. Gene Ontology annotation, cellular component: membrane. The coding region runs from base 70 to 1104 and encodes 344 amino acids. The transcript has 7 exons.
UGGGGCUAGCUAAUUCCACCUCUGCGGAUCCCCUCUACGAUCGAUUCUACAUGCCGUAUAGCAUAGUAUAUGAUAGAUGUAAUGGCGGACAUAGCAGACCUCUUUGCUUUUUUUCUACUAGCUGCUGUCAUCUCUGUAGUUUCAAGUGUCCAACCUCAGGACGGGGAUAUUCGUCUGGUUGGAGGAACCGCGACUCGAGGUCGUCUGGAGUUCAGUAUAAUCUACGGUGUUUGGGGCACAGUGUGCUAUGACUCUCGAAAAAACACAGAACUGGAGAAGGGGGCAGCGAGGGCUGCUUGUAGACAAUUGGGCUACGAGGAUGUGAUUAAUUUAGGAACUGUAGUGGACAUGGGUAUUCCUCAUGCCAUUGACGGAAUCUCAAUUCGACUGUAUGAGCCCAACUGUCCCUACAACAAGGUUAAUAAUCUGAACAAUGAGAUAGAACUCUUUCUGAGGUGUAAUUUCGAAGCAAUAGGGAACUGCUCUCGUACCCAGGACAUGGCCAUUGAGUGUGCCAAUAGGUCCAAAUACUUAACUCCUUAUGACACAGAGGUCCGGUUAGUUCAGGGUGGAACUGGUUACCCCUCCUCUGGUAUAGUGGAAAUCUACCUUAACCAUCAAUGGGGGACAGUAUGCUUUGAUACCAUGAACAGUGGUAAUGCAGAAACAAUAUGCAGACAAAUGGGUUACACUGGAGCUAGUCACUUUAAUCAGAUUAACGUUACUGCAGUGACUGGUGUCAAGCCAGCUCUGAAGGACAUGACGUGCAGUACUAGUAGUUGGGCCUGUCUCAGCAAGUGUUUCUCUUACCCUGAACCCAGCACAAUUAGUUGCAUCUACAUCACCACCAUCAAUUGCACUUUUAACGUGACCAAGCGUAGUGAUUACAUACCUGGCAGUGAAUCACGUUGCACCGACACUACUCCACCCACUUCUGAAUCAUCACUUGUCACCAUUGGCAAGAUUGUUGGUGGCGUGUUUGGUGGCCUUGUCAUAGUUUCCAUAGUGAUCAUCACCCUGUUGUGCUGUUGCUGUUUCGUCACUGGCUGCCCCCUAUACUCUUGGAGGGAGAAAAAAUAUUACGGGUAUGAUAGCAUCACAUAACUUUUGAAAGUAUACUGCCUUGUUUUUUUUAGCUGUAGAUAUAGUUUUGAUCAAAAUGAACACUAUACAUGCAUGUAUAUAUAAACAGAAUUUUGAGUUCUUUG